Molecule: messenger RNA, 1026 nt
Organism: Porites evermanni
Lineage: Eukaryota; Metazoa; Cnidaria; Anthozoa; Scleractinia; Poritidae
Source: the annotation of a GenBank genome assembly
ACGCCUGAAAUCCAGAAAGCCGUCGAAAAGGGGUACAGAGUAGUUAAGAUAUAUGAAGUGUGGCAUUUUGGACCAAACCAGAGACGAGAGGGAUUGUUUGCACAAUAUGUCAACACGUUUCUCAAAUUGAAACAAGAAGCGAGCGGUUGGCCUGCGGAAGUGGCAGAUGACCCUGAAAAACGUCAAGAUUACAUUGCGAAUUAUCGCCGACAUGAGAACAUUCAAUUAGACCCCGACAAGAUUGAGAAAAAUCCAGGCAAACGAACGACCGCGAAAUUAAUGCUGAACAGUUUUUGGGGGAAGUUUGGGGAAAAGCCGAAUAAGCCAAAGACCGUGACGAUCACGCAACCCUCACAACUGUACCCCUAUUUGUUCUCGUCGAAUUUUUCAUUAAAAAAUCUGCGCAUAUGCACGGAAGAUGUCCUCGAAGCGGUAUUUACCGAAGUCGAAGACAAUGUUGUGCCCAGUGCAAAGACAAACAUUUUCAUCGCUUGCCUCACAACUGCGUGGGCCCGACUCAAACUGUACGAAGCCUUGGAUACGUUGGGAAAGCAGGUCUUGUAUUACGACAUCGAUUCGGUUAUCUAUCGGUGGAAACCUGGACAGACCUCUAUUGCCAUAGGGGACUACCUUGGAGAGAUGACUGACGAAUUACAAGGGGAUGUGAUUACGGAGUUUGUGUCGGGAGGAGCUAAAAACUAUGGGUACAAAACCCGCCAGGGCAAAACCGAAUGCAAAGUAAGAGGGUUCACCCUGAAUGUACGUGGAAAACAAGUGUUGAAUUUUAACACCAUGAAAGCGAACAUUUUAGCGGAAAUCGAGGAUCCCCAGGAAGAGAGGCGUGUCAUCAAAGUGACCAAUCCUAAUUAUUUCAAAAGAGACACAACCCACAAGACCAUCAAGCUUGUGAAUCAGACCAAACAAUACAAAAUGGUUUUUGACAAGCGGGUCAUUGAUCGUGACACAAAAAUGACCUACCCCUUUGGGUACCGAGUGUUAACAGAACCCGAUCGAGAAAAUGUGUAA